UCUCUCUCUCUCUCUCUCUCUCCAAAUAUUGCCACUGUGCAUUGACGAGACUAAGCUUUCCAUCCCUUCUUGAUAAAGUUCAUAAACUACGCGUCCUUUCCAACACUCACUCACCAAAACCCUAAUUUUAUCUCUUUUUUUUUUUCUUCUCUCUCUCUCUCUCUCUCUCUCUCCCUCGUCCUUCAAAUUCAUGCUCAAUUCUCACGGCCGAUUACAAUCCACCACUUCACGGCGGAUCGUCCUGAUCGAUUCUCAUGGACGACGACAACGAAAAACGACAUCCACUAACCACGACCGAGUUCACGACUCAGUCCACCUGGACUCCCGACUCGGACAGCGCCUACUUCUUCAAUACCCACGACAGAGACAACAACAUACUCAGCGAGUUCGGCUGGAUUUUCAACCCGGACGCCUCCAAACCCGAUGACUGCUUCCCCUGCCUCGACCCCAUCGCCGCCGCCGCCGACACGUCCGAUUUGGCGGGAACUACUAGUAGUGGUCCUCUUGUUUUGGAGAACAACAGCAGCAGCAGCAGCGCCGCCUUUGGGAGCCCCGACCCGGCCCCUGUUGUCGGAUCCGCUUCGACCAAUCCGUCAGCGUCUACGAGCUCCAGCGAGGAUCCGCCUGAGAGGUCUACAGGCUCCGGUGGCAAACCACCGCCCGAGAUACCGAGUAAGGUUAAAAUGAAGGGGCCGAAGAGAAUCCGGCAGCCAAGAUUCGCAUUCAUAACAAAGAGUGAAGUUGAUCAUCUUGAGGAUGGCUACCGUUGGCGGAAAUAUGGUCAGAAGGCUGUUAAAAAUAGCCCCUUUCCAAGGAGCUAUUAUCGCUGCACAAAUACCAAAUGCACGGUGAAGAAAAGAGUUGAGCGUUCCUCUCAAGAUCCCACAACUGUAAUUACCACAUAUGAAGGCCAACACUGUCAUCAUACAGUUGCAUUCCCUCGUGGGGGAGUCAUUGGUCAUGAAUCUGGCUUUGCAGGCCACCAGUUGGCUCAGCUGCCUCCAGCCUCACAGUUCAUGUAUUAUCCAACAAUUCGACCCAGAGAGAUAACUAGUCCUAUUAAUUUGACCCCAACCUCGUCGCACCAAGUAGUAGUCCCACGUCAUGACGAUGAUCAAGCUGCAGGAGGAUCAUCCCACUCCACUGACCCUCAGCUAACCCCACCUCUUCCUACAGACGAAGGGCUUCUUGGAGACAUUGUACCUCCUGGGAUGCGAAAUUGAUGAGGACACGGAUAAAAUGGUAGGGCUGUAGGAUCAAUAUUGUUAAAUUAGCUUGGCCAACGUCGUCGUCUCUACAGGCCAUGCAUGCAUACGGGUAGGCUUAGCAGCUGCAUUUUCUUCAGCUUCUGAUCUAGCUAGUAUAUAUUAAGCUUUGUAUGUAAAUUAAUGGAUUGUACCUCAUGAACAGAAUCUUUCAUUUUUUGUACAUAUAUAAUCGAACAAAUUAUCCCAAGAAUAUCAUAUAUUUAUUCGCAACGUUAAUUGCGAAAGUUGAUUAACUCAA
Molecule: messenger RNA, 1506 nt
Organism: Pyrus x bretschneideri (Chinese white pear)
Lineage: Eukaryota; Viridiplantae; Streptophyta; Magnoliopsida; Rosales; Rosaceae
Product: probable WRKY transcription factor 57
Exons: 4
Coding region: 255-1223 (322 amino acids)
Biological process (GO): regulation of DNA-templated transcription
Molecular function (GO): sequence-specific DNA binding; DNA-binding transcription factor activity
Source: RefSeq, a predicted model, not a curated record